Drosophila gunungcola (fruit fly) is the source of this 1597-nucleotide messenger RNA. RefSeq lists its product as uncharacterized. The record is from RefSeq and is a predicted model, not a curated record. The coding region runs from base 86 to 1597 and encodes 503 amino acids. The transcript has 2 exons. Lineage: Eukaryota; Metazoa; Arthropoda; Insecta; Diptera; Drosophilidae.
AGUGCAAUUGUUUACAGCGCACUUUUCCUUUUCUUUUCUUCUAUCUCACUUGAUUUUCCGAUUCUUGGCAAUUGCUCAAGUUUGCAUGGACAACAAUGAAGGAAAAACCAUGCUGGCUCUAUAUAAAAAUCUGGAAGAUAUGCGCGAUACACCCACCGUAUUAUUCGUUCUUUCGGACUACGACAUAAGGGAUUUGCUACUGGAGUGCUUCAGAGAAAAAAUGCUCAACGUGGUUGCUUUUAAAGGCUUAGAUAGGGAGUUUAUCUACAGCUACCAGGCAUACCCAAGGUUUCAUUUAAUUAAAAGACGUCUAACGGAAGUUCGUAGAUAUUUCGAGCCGCAACUUGAGGAUCUGGGAGGCUAUACCCUUAAGGCACUGCCCGACAACAUAAUACCGCGAACUGUGGUCUACAGGAACUCCGAUGGAAAUCGCCAGUUGGCUGGAUACCUCCACCCUUUCAUCCUUAACUAUGCGAGCACCCUGAAUGCACAACUCAAAAUCUGCUGGGAAUUGGUUCCGGAGAUGGGCAUGACCCAACUUCCGGAAGUAGUCAGACUUUCGGAGAUCAAUGGUGUGGACUUUCCGCUGGGCAUUCACGGAAUUGAGCAUGGGUCGACCAGACAAAAUGUCCAAAUGGAAACCUCUAGCUGGUUCCUGAUGUUACCCAUGGAACCCGGCAUGCCCAGAGCUUUUUUCUUCGUUGCCUUGGGCUUAGAGAGGACUAUACCUCUAAUGAUCCUAGUGGCUAUGGUACUAUUCAAUGCCCAUCGCAUAGAAGUGGGCUUAAGUCCCAGCUGGCGUUGCUACGUCCUGGGAGAUAAAGUCAUGCGUGGAAUCCUGGCACAAGCAUUUAUCCUACCCCGGGGACUCUCCGCCAAGAUGAUGUUCCUUUACUGGUUGCUCCUGCUUAACGGAUUCUUUGUGAGUAACUUCUAUACGGCCAAUCUGGAAACCUGGCUAGUAGAUCCACCGACAGGUCAUCCAAUCCGAAGCUGGAAUCAAAUGCGCAGCCUCAACAAGAAGGUCCUUAUUGUGCCUACCGAAUUGUAUAGCCUGACAGAAGCCCUUGGCAAGGAGUUUAUAGAUGACAAUAGCAAUGUUUUUAAAUUAACAAACUCGGAAAAUUUCCAAAACAAGCGCUUAUUUAUGAACCAAUCUUACGCUUAUCCCGUAACUCGCGCAUUGUGGCCACUUUUGCAGCAAGCUCAGGUCAAACUUCUGAAACCCAUCUUUCGUCGUUCCCGGGAGCUAGAGCUUAUACCAUAUUUGAUGAUGGCCAUGCCAUUGCCGAAAAACUCGGUUUUUCACAAGUCACUGAAUCGAUAUAGGGCACUCACAAAGCAAAGCGGACUGUACGAUUUUUGGUUCAGACGGAGCUUCCACGAACUGAUUGCCCUUCGUAAAAUAAACUGCAAAACAGACAAGGAUCAUCAGGACUAUCGGGAUUUCGAAUGGCAGGACUUAAGUUUUGUUUGGCUUACCUUUAUGGGAGGUACUCUCAUAAGUUUUAUAGUAUUUCUAGGCGAGAUUGGAUACCACAGAUGGCAUUUGAAGAAGACACCAAACGUUAUUGUUUUUGAAUACUAUUUAAACUAA